CAAGUGGACUUCGGCGUCAACUCCUCCACUAAACAUGUAAAUAUUUAGAAAGUGGAAAGAUGAUCAAGGAAAAGAGUUGAGGAAUAGAGAAAGAAAGCUUUUGCUCCAAAGAGAACAUCCACAACUCCUUCAGCCUCUGAUGAUGUCUGGUGCUGAUGCUGCUCUUUCAUCACUCUCAGUUCAGUUGACGGAUAUGGAUCAAUUUGCAGACGAUGCAGAAGAUGAUGAACUUCUUGAUGAUGCACAAUCUACAGGGUUCACAUUUACGGAAAAAAACUCUGCUAGAGCAAGUGCAAGCAAGGUUGUGAGUUGCCACAUCUCAUCAGAUGGAAAAGUUCUUGCUAGUGGUGGCCUUGAUAAGAAGGCCGUACUGUGGUACACAGAUAGUUUAACGCCAAAAGCUGUUCUCGGAGAACAUUCAUUGUUGAUAACUGAUGUUCGUUUCAGCCCGAGCAUGCCACGUCUUGCAACAUCUUCAUUCGACAAAACUGUCAAGAUCUGGGAUGCUGACAAUCCUGUUUCAUUUUGCACCUUUAUGGGACAUUCUGCUCCUGUCCUGUCAGUAGAUUUUCACCCAAACAAUGAUGACCUUAUCUGUUCGUGUGAUGCGAGUGGUGAGAUACGGUACUGGAGAAUUAACAAUGGCUUCUGUGCAAGCGUGUUUAAGGGUGGUAAGAGGCAGGUGAGAUUUCAACCCUGUCUUGGAAGAUUUCUUGCUACAGCUGCAGAGAAUGUUGUACAUGUACUGGAUGUGGAGACACAAGCUUGUCGGCAUUCAUUACAGGGGCAUACUAAGCCUAUCCAUUCUGUGUGCUGGGAUCCUUCUGGUGAGUUUCUCGCAUCUGUCAGUGACGACUCUGUUAGAGUUUGGGCACUUGGAGCAGGAGGGGAAGGCGAAUGCGUUCAUGAGUUGAGCUGCAACGGAAGUAAAUUUCAAUCGUGUGUUUUCCAUCAUACAUAUACUUCACUGCUUGUCAUUGGCUGUUAUCAGACACUGGAGUUAUGGAACAUGACAGAGAACAAGGUAAUGACUCUACCAGCACAUGAAGGACUCAUUGCUUCUUUGGCGGUGUCAAAUGUUACAGGUUUGAUUGCUUCGGCUGGUCACGAUAAGUUUGUCAAAAUCUGGAAGUGAAAUGGUUGUUACUCUGAUCAAAGAACUUUGACUGACUUGUAUUAUUAUCGUUGUUGUUGUAUUCCUGUUACUAUAUAACAACAUAAGGUUAAUUAAACAUCUAUUUUGAUGCUUCA
Pyrus x bretschneideri (Chinese white pear) is the source of this 1251-nucleotide messenger RNA. Its product is annotated as transcriptional corepressor LEUNIG. The transcript is spliced from 8 exons. NCBI's taxonomy places the organism in Eukaryota, Viridiplantae, Streptophyta, Magnoliopsida, Rosales, Rosaceae. Gene Ontology annotation, molecular function: protein binding; transcription corepressor activity. The record is from RefSeq and is a predicted model, not a curated record. Bases 140 to 1135 code for a protein of 331 amino acids.